UUACAUUGAGGGCCGAUUUUUCAAUUGUCAGAUAAACAAACAGAUAGGGUAUAUUCGAGAGAUAGCGAAGUUGAUGAAUUUUUCAAUGGUCGAGUAAGACCUAUUGGACGAAUAAAUCCUUAUCUGAGGAAUUAAUUUAUUUGCCGCCUUGACCGCCAGGUAAGUACUAUUCGAUUGAUAAUUUGACGCAGAUGACGUUUUAGUUUGAAGUUAUUUCUUGCGCUAUUAACAAUUUAUCAAUUUAUUAUGGAUAUUUUCGAUAAUAUUGAUGACUUGGCUAUCGAAGAAGAGACUUUAAUAAAUGAAUAUAUAAAUCCACCCGAAAGAAAAGAAAGAAUAAUCCGCCCAAGGCCUGAUCACUUUAGGAUUUGGGAUUCAAAAGAAUUUCAUCGCAGAUUCAGACUUCGGAAAGAGUCGGUGCAAUAUUUACUUUCCCUAAUUGAAAAUAAAAUCAAGCACCAAACAGAAAGAAAUCAGUGUAUUUCACCCAUGUUGCAGUUAUUAAUUGCACUGCGAUUUUAUGCCACUGGAAGUUUUUACAUAACUGUUGGUGAUUUUGGUGGUAUUCAUAGUUCCACUAUGUGCCGUAUUAUUAAAAAAGUUACUGAAGCUAUAGCAUCUUUAAGAACAAUAUUCAUAAACUUGCCAAGAAGUGACGAAGACAUCAGAAGCACUCAACUAGAAUUUUAUAAAAUAGCCAGAUUCCCUAGAGUAGUAUCGGCUAUAGAUGGCACCCAUAUUAGGAUUCAGUCGCCUGGUGGUAACACUGCAGAAGAAUUCAGGAAUAGAAAAGGAUUCUUUUCGUUUAAUGUUCAAGCAAUGUGUUCAGCAGACUUGAUGUUUCAAGAUAUAGUUGCACGUUGGCCUGGCUCUACCCAUGAUUGCAUGAUAUUUGCCAAUUCACAUGUGAAAUACCACUUUGAGAAUGGUGAAUUUGGCAAUGGAAUUAUACUUGGAGAUAGUGGUUAUGAACUAACUAAUUACCUACUCACUCCUUUUCAAAAUCCAGACACACCAACUAAGACUUUAUAUAAUGAAUCACAAAUUCGAACACGGAAUGUUAUUGAAAGGUGCUUUGGAGUUUGGAAAAGACGGUUUCCAGUCCUAAGUAUAGGAUUAAGGUGUAGGCUGCCGCUUGCACAAGAUGUGAUUGUAGCCUGUGCUGUACUACACAACUUGGCAAGAUCAAAAAAUGAGGAGGAACCUCCAGUGGACCCAGAAUUGCAUAUUCCACCACAGCCUAUAUUUCCACCCGCUAUAGCCGAUUUUACUGGUGAUGAAAGGUGCCAUACUAGGAACUUAAUCUUAAUAAAUUAUUUUCAUGCCUUACCUACUGAAUAAUCUAGGGCAGCCAAGCUCAAUUUUUCAACAGUUUUACUACAUAUAA
Molecule: messenger RNA, 1387 nt
Organism: Helicoverpa armigera (cotton bollworm)
Lineage: Eukaryota; Metazoa; Arthropoda; Insecta; Lepidoptera; Noctuidae
Product: putative nuclease HARBI1
Exons: 2
Coding region: 247-1341 (364 amino acids)
Source: RefSeq, a predicted model, not a curated record